AUGGCUGAAAACUUAACUGACGAAGACGAAGAAAACCGACGCAACAAAAAUUUAGUCAAAGCCAUAUACGAUCUCCUCAAGAAAGAAGGAAGUCUCGAUUUACAACAAAAGGCGAAUGAUUUAGCAAAAGAACAAAAACUUCGCAGUGAUAUCUUUAUCCAUGAUUGGAGGAAACAUCGAUUCUAUCUUUCGGUGACAUCUGGUGUCUUUCGAGUUUUUCACAUACAAUCGAUCAACCAAAUCGGUGUGAAGCUAGCACCAUCGAGCUAG
Molecule: messenger RNA, 270 nt
Organism: Adineta ricciae
Lineage: Eukaryota; Metazoa; Rotifera; Eurotatoria; Adinetida; Adinetidae
Source: the annotation of a GenBank genome assembly